GCUCCUGCUGUGGACAUGUCUGGUUUGUGUGCUGGAGAAGAGAACUGUGUGGACAGUCGGACCAUCUACGUGGGGCACAGGGAGCCCCCCCCAGGUGCUGAGGCCUACAUCCUGCAGAGGCACCCCGACAACAGAAUAGUCUCCUCCAAGUACACAUUUUGGAACUUCAUCCCCAAGAACUUAUUUGAACAAUUCAGAAGAAUAGCCAACUUUUAUUUUCUUAUCAUAUUUCUGGUGCAGUUGAUCAUCGACACGCCCACGAGUCCUGUAACCAGCGGGCUUCCCCUGUUCUUUGUCAUCACCGUCACGGCUAUCAAACAGGGCUAUGAGGACUGGCUUCGCCAUAAGGCAGACAACGCCAUGAACCAGUGCCCGGUGCAUUUCAUCCAGCACGGCAAGCUGGUUCGGAAGCAGAGCCGAAGGCUGAGGGUUGGGGACAUCGUCAUGGUCAAGGAGGACGAGACCUUCCCCUGUGACUUGAUCUUCCUCUCCAGCAGCCGCGCAGACGGGACCUGCCACGUGACAACCGCCAGCUUAGACGGAGAGUCCAGUCACAAAACUCACUAUGCCGUUCAAGACACGAAGGGGUUUCAUACUGAAGAAGAUAUAGACGGCUUGCAUGCCACGAUUGAGUGUGAGCAGCCCCAGCCCGACCUGUACAAGUUCGUCGGCCGCAUCAACGUCUACAACGAUCGGAACGACCCCGUGGUGAGGCCCCUGGGGUCGGAGAACUUGCUUCUCAGAGGAGCCACGCUGAAGAACACCGAGAAGAUCUUUGGUGUUGCCGUUUACACAGGCAUGGAAACCAAGAUGGCGUUAAAUUAUCAGUCGAAAUCCCAGAAACGAUCUGCUGUAGAAAAAUCCAUGAACGUGUUCCUCGUCGUGUACCUGUGCAUUCUGGUCAGUAAAGCGCUGAUAAACACCGUCCUGAAGUACGUGUGGCAGAGCGAGCCCUUCCGAGAUGAGCCGUGGUAUAACCAGAAAACCGAGUCAGAAAGACAGAGGAACCUGUUCCUCAGGGCACUCACGGACUUCCUGGCCUUCAUGGUCCUCUUCAACUACAUCAUCCCCGUGUCCAUGUACGUCACGGUGGAGAUGCAGAAGUUCCUGGGCUCGUACUUCAUCGCCUGGGACGCGGAGAUGUUUGACGCGGACUCAGGGGAAGGGCCUCUGGUUAACACCUCGGAUUUAAAUGAAGAGCUAGGACAGGUGGAGUACGUCUUCACGGACAAAACCGGCACGCUCACGGAGAACAACAUGGAGUUCAAGGAGUGCUGCAUUGAGGGCCACGUGUAUGUGCCGCACGCCGUCUGCAAUGGGCAGGUGCUCCCCGGGGCCUCUGGCAUCGACAUGAUCGACUCCUCCCCGGGCGCCGGGGCCAGGGAACGAGAAGAGCUGUUUUUCCGGGCCCUGUGUCUGUGCCACACCAUCCAGGUGAAGGAUGACGACGAUGUGGACGGACCCAGGAAGUCACCAGACUCGGGGAAAUCCUGUGUGUACAUCUCGUCUUCUCCCGACGAGGUGGCCCUUGUUGAGGGUGUCCAGAGACUUGGCUUCACAUACCUGCGGCUGAAGGAUAACUACAUGGAGAUCUUAAACAGGGAGAACGACGUGGAAAGGUUUGAAUUGCUGGAAAUUUUGAGUUUUGACUCAGUAAGAAGGAGAAUGAGUGUGAUUGUAAAGUCUGCUACAGGAGAAAUCUACCUGUUCUGCAAAGGGGCAGAUUCCUCAAUAUUUCCCCGAGUGAUAGAAGGCAAAGUCGACCAGAUCCGGGCCCGAGUGGAGCGCAAUGCGGUGGAGGGGCUUCGAACCUUAUGCGUUGCCUACAAGAGGCUCGUUCCGGAAGAGUAUGAAGGUGUUUGUGCGCUGCUGCAGGCCGCCAAAGUGGCUCUUCAGGACCGAGAGAGGAAGUUAGCAGAGGCGUACGAGCACAUAGAGAAAGACCUCAUCCUGCUCGGCGCCACGGCCGUGGAGGACAGGCUGCAGGAGAAAGCUGCCGACACCAUAGAAGCUCUACAGAAGGCCGGGAUCAGGGUGUGGGUUCUCACCGGGGACAAGAUGGAGACGGCCGCCGCCACCUGCUACGCCUGCCGGCUGUUCCGCAGGAGCACGCAGCUGCUCGAGCUCACCACCAAGAGGAUCGAGGAGCAGAGUCUGCACGACGUCCUGUUUGAGCUGAGCAAGACCGUCCUGCGUCACAGUGGGAGCCUAACCAGGGACAACUUCUCAGGGCUCUCCGCGGACAUGCAGGACUACGGUCUGAUCAUCGACGGGGCGGCGCUGUCUCUGAUCAUGAAGCCCCGAGAGGACGGGAGCUGCGGCAACUACCGAGAGCUCUUCCUGGAGAUCUGCCGGAACUGCAGCGCCGUGCUGUGCUGCCGUAUGGCGCCCCUGCAGAAAGCUCAGAUUGUUAAAUUAAUCAAACUGUCAAAAGAGCACCCUAUUACUUUGGCUAUCGGCGAUGGUGCCAAUGACGUCAGCAUGAUCCUGGAGGCGCAUGUGGGCAUCGGCGUCAUCGGGAAGGAAGGUCGUCAGGCCGCAAGGAACAGCGACUACGCGGUCCCGAAAUUUAAGCACCUGAAGAAGAUGCUGCUUGUUCACGGGCAUCUCUAUUACAUCAGGAUAUCCGAGCUCGUGCAGUAUUUCUUCUAUAAGAAUGUCUGCUUCAUCUUCCCUCAGUUUUUAUACCAGUUCUUCUGUGGGUUUUCACAACAGACCUUGUACGACACUGCCUACCUGACCCUGUACAACAUCAGCUUUACCUCCCUUCCGAUCCUGCUGUACAGCCUCAUGGAGCAGCACGUCAGCAUCGACACGCUGCGGAGAGACCCUUCCCUGUACAGAGAUAUCGCCAAGAACGCUCUGCUGCGAUGGCGGGUGUUUGUCUACUGGACGUUCUUGGGAGUGUUUGAUGCCCUCGUGUUCUUCUUUGGUGCUUACUUCAUGUUUGAAAACACAACGGUGACCAGCAACGGACAGAUCUUUGGAAACUGGACCUUUGGGACGCUGGUGUUCACUGUGAUGGUAUUUACAGUCACACUCAAGCUGGCUCUCGAUACGCACUACUGGACUUGGAUAAACCACUUUGUCAUCUGGGGGUCCCUGCUCUUCUAUGCCGUCUUCUCCCUCCUCUGGGGAGGGGUUAGCUGGCCGUUCCUCAGUUAUCAAAGGAUGUAUUACGUGUUCAUCCAGAUGUUGUCCAGCGGGCCUGCCUGGCUUGUCAUCGUCCUGCUCAUCACCGUCAGCCUCCUUCCCGAUGUUCUCAAGAAGGUCGUCUGCAGGCAGCUGUGGCCCAGCGCCACGGAGAGAGUCCAGAGCACAUGCGUACGCGGCCAGGACCACCUCCCAGAACUCACCCUCCUGGCCUAUCCGCAGAGCCCCAGCCCCUGGGCCAUGUGGCCGGGCCCGCACACAAAACAGGUGACGCUGACGUGGCCUCCCCUCGCCGGUCUCCUACACAGCCAUCGCCAUCCCGGCCCUGCGCCCCAUAGGGGAGCCGCUGGGGGACAGGCCACCAGUCCAGGCCUCUGAGAGCCACACGUGUGCUUCUCCCCACCCCCGAGGGAGGGACGAGAACAACAGGACUUGUCUGGAGCACAGGGCUGGUGCAUGUGGCUGGCAGUCAUCACCUCUCGUGGGUCUGGUGGCCCCACACAACUUCCCUCGGGCAUUUGGUUGGGUUGCGAAGAAGAGUGCACAUGGCCCGCUGCAUCCCGGGCCAGGGCCUCCAGCCUCAGAGGCCGCCAGGGAAGGACAUCUGCGUGGAGGUGGGCCGCCGGCUUGAGCGGGCGUGGCCAUACCGCCGACCGUCCCGAGCGCAGAGGCCUUGUCCUCACGGUGGGACGGGCUGGCCUUGCCUCUGUGCCUCCUUGUCCAGGGUCUUCUGAUCCUCAUGCUUCUGGAACUGGCCGGACCAGACCCCGGCGUCCCCAUGCUCCCACAGCCUGUUGGAGGCCUAGACCGCAUCCUGUCUCUGUCUGAAACCCACCGCCUAGCGAAGCCGCCUUCCAGGGUCGUGUCCAACAUGGAAUCUGUGCCUCUGAGGGAGUGCUGGCGUCCCCUGUGUGGAUCUUGGAGUGUUUCCCAUCCCCGCUGCCCCUGUGGAGAAGGAGGAAGUAUCGGGUGGAAGAAGAGCUCAUGCUGCACUCAGGCCUUCCCAGUGCAAGAUCCGAGAUCGUUCCCUCACCCCCACGAAUCGAGCCUCCGCGUGUGCUCUUGUCCGGAGAGCGUUCUGUCACUGGUUCUAGGGCAAGGCUGUGGUCGGCGGCCCAGGGCAGACGCCUUCGUCCUCUUCGAGAGGUGGCCUCCAGGGGCCACGUCCAUCUUCCAAAACCUAUUUCAGGCCCACCCAGGUCUGCCGGGGAGGCGGUGUCUGAACCCUGAGAAGCAGGAUUGCCGCCCUGGACUGCUGCCCACAGCCGACCCCGGGACCAAACCCUCGUUCUCUGUUAGCUCCGCGCUGUUGUGAUCCGCUGUCCAAGGCGUCAUUUAGGGUGGGCAGACCUUCGGGAGGCUGCCGCGUUGGUGGUCCCUGUCCCUUCUCUGUAUGCUGUUCGUUUCUAGAAAUACCCCCUUGAUGUAGCCUUAACGGCCUGCAGAGAAGACGUUUCAGUCUGAGGUUCAAAGUGUGGGUGUGGAAACGGAAGCCUUCAAAGAGCAUCACCCAGAGGCUGAACGACAUGCAGGCCCCUUGCCCGCUGCGGGGUCCCGGGCUGUGCCCCAGGGACACGGGCGAGAGAACACGUCCCACGCCAGGCCUUCUGCAAAGCCCGGAUUGCACAGUUUGAUGUUUCGCCUAUAAAAUAUUUAUUUGAACUAGGGGGUGACUUGACUGCGUACACAGGGUAGCCGGGGUAUGUUCAGGGGAAGUAGAAACAGCAAACCAAAGACCAGGAGAAAGGACGGAGAGUGCGCCGGGGUCUCCGUCCCGUGUGCCCCCCCUCCCUCGUGUGGUGGUGCCGGCCAGCCCGUCCGCGCUAGACCCUGCGAACGAUGGUGUGUGCGUUUUUACAGCCGUUUUUAAGAACCUCAUAUGGGUAUAAACGUCAUACCUGUAGGGGGACAGAUUCUCUGUAUGUUUAGUUAACAAAUUCUUUGUAAUGUAUUUUUUUAGAAAUCUUAAAGUUGCCUUUGCACGAAGUAUUUUCAUAGCUGUUUCUAUCUCUUUAUUCGUUCAUUUGUUAACAUACCACAUCUGAUUUUUAAAGUAUGUUUUUAAAGCUUUUAUUCUUUAAGUUGAUGAACUUUUGGCCACUUUGCAUUUAAAUUCCGGUGGGAGUUUCGGCUGAAUGUGUCCAUGUCCGAUGAGUGUGGGGUCUCAGAUCUGAUUUAUUCUCCGCGCCUGUGUCUGUUGCUGCUGCCGUGACUGGCGGACGUGUGUUUACAGCACAAUACUUUGCUCCCGAUUCUUCACAGUCAGUUGAGAUUAUCGUCUGCUUUUUCUUUUGUUUUUGAUUUCCAUCCUUCGGCCUUAAAAUAGAAGCUUCUCGAGGGGUGGUUCCGUAUCCUCUUUCCACCUGUACCGAGACGGUCACCAUUUGCCUCUGAUGGCGCGGUCUCGUUGGGAAAGUCACCAACUCCUUACGCGCUCCAGAUGUCUCGUGUCAGGUUGUUAGGAAACCCUCCGUGACUGCACCCGAUCGGUGGACGCGGACCCGGGGCGGGGGGCAGAGCGGCAAGCGUCCGGGAUGAGUGCGCGCGUGGGACCCAGUCGACCUCACCCACAGUAGCUCCUGUUCACUUGCCUUACGCUGACUGAGAGCAAGUCCUGUCAACCUCGAGCGUUCUUCGUUUCAGAAGUCUUGUUCAGGACUGCACGCGGGAAUGGAUCACUAACCCGUGAUUUCCCACCGGUCCCGACGUGGUUCCGAAGCCGCACACCAUCCCUUUCAGAGGAGGUCACACUAACGCACAGGCGGUCCCGACCACGUCCCCGUCUCCUGCUUUCAGCUCCGUGUCCGCUCAGGGCCACAUGGUACGCACACAUACACGUGCCCUGGGUGCUGGCCAUCCUGCCUCCUUCCCGAGGGGACCCUGCCAGGAGCUCCAGGAACACAGGGCUCCUUGGACCUUGAGUCUCGUGCGCCGGCAGGAGCCGGGGGCGGGCACGGCAGCCCCGGGUGUGAAGCGGAUGGACAGUGUGGCACGCCACCUCCCUGCGAGGCCCCCGGCUGACACCGCCCCGCAGCUCUGCGCCCGAGACAGGCGGCAGAGAGCGGCGUCUGGACCCUCCGAGCCGCGGGGCUUCUGCGAGCCUCCGGGAGCACCGGCCGGCCCUCUGCCACGCACAGUGGGCGGAAAAGGCAUCCUCUUGGCAAGUCCGGUUAGAACCCAGGUCGACUAUUCCGUGCGUCUGACUCCGUAGGGUGAGUGCAGACCAGAUGAGCCCUCGUGGUGGCGGUGCCUGUGCGUGGGAAGGAGGCCCAAAUGCCCAGCUUUUGCAGGAUGGGUUUAGAGAAUUGUAGUUUGGCCUGGUGAGAUUUUGCAGCUUUAAGUACAAAAGCGUCUCCUACAUGCUGUUCUAAUUAAUCUCAAAUGGUUGCACAUCAACCAAAUGGCCAGUGCGGCCUGAAGGGAGCUUUCCGGCUUUUUCUUUAAAACCACUAAGUUCGCCUGUGUUGCACCGACUGGAAUAACCUGACCUCCUCCUUUCCUUCGAGGUCCACGUUAUUUAUUGAACAGCUCUGUGUCACAUUUCCGCGUGCACUUUCUUGCCGCCUACGUUUCUUUUGGGAGCUUCCCAUUUAAAAACGGGAAAAGUGUCAGUUGGCAAAUGCAUCGUUUUAA
Molecule: messenger RNA, 6786 nt
Organism: Ailuropoda melanoleuca (giant panda)
Lineage: Eukaryota; Metazoa; Chordata; Mammalia; Carnivora; Ursidae
Gene: ATP11A
Product: ATPase phospholipid transporting 11A
Exons: 29
Coding region: 16-3531 (1171 amino acids)
Biological process (GO): phospholipid translocation
Cellular component (GO): recycling endosome; endoplasmic reticulum; plasma membrane
Molecular function (GO): magnesium ion binding; ATP hydrolysis activity; ATP binding
Source: RefSeq, a predicted model, not a curated record